AAGAGCAUCGAUUGUGGCAACCCAGUAAGGUCGAGCCAAUGGAUAUGGAGAAGCUUGCCCUAGUACAGAAGUAUCUAGAAGAUGUUCAUGAAACUCGUAGUCUGACGGCUGAGGCGAGUGACAGUGCUCUGGGUACACAAGCCGCGGUAUCUGAAAUUGAAACAGAAGAAAUUAGCGAGGCAGAUAGACUUUGCUUGAAAGAUCUCAGUCGUUUGGUCACAGAUGAAUUGAAUCAAAGGCUAAGGGGUGAUGCUGCUGCGAUGGAAAAAGUCUCCCGGUUUUUCGGUUUAAAAGGCGAUCCAUUCUCUUUCUCUUUCCUUCCUAUUGAAAAUUCCUUUCCUGACACUUCCGUGAGCGUGUUGAAAGAAUGCUUCGAGGCCUUGCGCUUGGAAGACCUCGCUGAGAUUCUAGCCAAAGUGAAACCACGUGCACUUUGCCCUGCGCUGUCUCCGGAGGAGGUGAAAAAAUUGCAACUCAGUGAUCAUCGCACGAAACACUAUAGCAACAUGGCUGUUUUGGUAGUUAAUAUCGGCAAGGAAAAAGGUAUUGCAACAAUGAUUGAAAAAUUUUUUAAAGAUCUAAACCCAAGAAACGAAGUAUGUGUAAUACCGUUCACCAACCUGGACGAAAAGUAUCUAGUGCAGAGGAACAUCAAGCAGAAGGAGCGAGUGGUGAUGUUCGAAAUCAGCCAGGAAAAGCAACUCAGAAAUCGGUUAGAAAUCCAGCUGCCUGAAUUAAAAAAGAGGAUUGAUGGGGAAGGUCAGGAGAAUAGUGAAAUCCCGGAAAAAGGAAGCAUGCAGAGACUAAAUCUGCGGAUUUAUCGGCCUCAUCGGAAAGCACCGGUUAAAUUAGAGUCACUUAUAAAGAUCGAAAUGGAAGAACGCUCUCUGAGAGCAGAACUUGAGUACCGCGCAAAAAAUAUUGCGAAAUUUCGAGAAGACAUUAAAAGGGAAACUGAGUGGAUUGAAGAUAUUGAAAGGGAGAAUAGCAAUACAAAGUCCGACUUGUUAACUGUCAUGGACAAAUGGAUCCAAGAUCAAGGUGGAUCUACCUUCAUUGCGGUAUUUUUAAUCUGUUCUAACCUUGGGGCCACGUGUUUUUUUCAAGAACGCCUUCAUGAAUCUAUUGAUGAGAAAUUGGCAUCAAUUCCAGAACAUGGAAAACUCGUGGUGAGCCCUCCUGGAUGGAAAACUAUCGGUGAAAUUCCCGAAAUUCUCCAUAUAACGUUGGGGCAAUUUCGUCACGGUUACGUCAGGGAAGGGGAAGACUACAAUUCGCAGCUUUUCACUUCAUUCAUUGAAAUUUUCAAGAAGCGUUGGCCUUCGUCGGACCUGAUUUCAAUGGUGAGAGAAUUUAAACGGACUUGGCCACAUCAUUUACAAUUGAUGGACAAUUUGUCUACACUGCCACGGUUUUAGGAGAUAAACAAAGAGAUUGUUGUAUAGAUUAUGAUUUAUAAUCUUUUACUGCUUAAUGUAUGUAUGGACAAAGGUAUUACUUGAACACUUUUACUCUGGGCGUUGAUAUGGACGUUCACAUGGCAAGAAGGCUGGCCUUCGUAUGACAAUUUGAUUUCUUAUACUAUUUAGCUAGCGGUAUUUUAUAUCGCUUCUCCCUUUUGUUGUACGUGGGAAAGGUAUGAUGGCUUGAGGUAGCAUAUCUUUUCGAGUGGAUUUGUUAGAACAUACCUGAAAGCAAGGCAAACUCAAACUAGCUCUCCCUGCUUUUGGGUCGUGGGCCAUGGCUCAGUUCGUGCUACACAGCCAGAAUGAGGUAAUGAGUGUUUCUGUGAAUGCUCAUUCUGCCAGAAUGAGGAAAUAAGUGUAGAGGAAUGUCAGUAGGAUAGAACAUUCACUGUUGUCCUCUACUAAUCUUUUUUGUCCGUAUGUAUUCGUCACAGUCUACCAAACCUCGCUUUGAACAACAUAACAUAAUUCGGCGUAAAUACAUUGCCUACGUCCUUUUUAAAUGCAUCCUGUCAAUGCUCCACCAUCAAACAUCUUCCUCACUGUUUUAGCUCCGCAAAUGACGAUAGGUAACAAGCAUGGUUUCCCUCAAGAAGGACAGUGCACUUCAACGAUACUUUUUCUAAGAGUUUUGUAGCAGCCCAAUUGCGAUAUCGCUUUAAAAAGGGAUGUGCAGUAAUAAAAGGUACAAAAGACCGGCACUUAUCGGAUAAAAUCCGUCUUAUUUUACAAGGUUAGACUUUUGAACAUUUUUCAAUAAAACAACUUAAUAAAUGUGAA
Molecule: messenger RNA, 2246 nt
Organism: Stylophora pistillata
Lineage: Eukaryota; Metazoa; Cnidaria; Anthozoa; Scleractinia; Pocilloporidae
Biological process (GO): regulation of apoptotic process
Molecular function (GO): protein binding
Source: RefSeq, a predicted model, not a curated record